UUUUUUUUUAAGGAAAUAAAUGCUUCGAUCCAUGAAAGCCAAACACGUUCGCAUGGUCAUUGCUGGCCUCUCCCUAAUUGUUUCCAUCAUCAUCUUGGGAACAAUACCCACCUGGGUGGAAAGUCAAAAAUGUUGGGAAAUCUGUGUGUGGAAUCAUGUUUGCCUGCUGCAAAUUCUAGGCGGAGUAUUCCUAUUUGUGGGCUCUUUAAAGAAUAACUACUGGCUCUUCCUGCCCUGGCUAGUAUCGUCCUGUAUUUUUAUUUACACAUUGCUCUACAAGUCGGUAUUAUAUUGGUAUCACCUGGAGGGUAGAAUAUUAAUGGUGGUUCCCCUUUUGCAAACCAUAGCUGGUUUCUGGUGCUAUUUUGUGGACGAUGUCUUCCAGGACUUUCUCCUUUGGCACGGUCAGGGACAUCACAUAAAUCUCAGUAAUUGAUCGCAUUUUUUCCCUGUGAAAUGCAAUUGAGCUGAGUGUAAAGGCAAGUAAGUGUGAACAUUGCGGUGGGUGGUGAGUGUGUGUGCUUGUGUGCUUUAGCCAAAAGUAAAAUAAGCGUUAAAAUGUCUGCUAACCCAGUGGAAACGACAGACAGGGUUUGAGUCUGCCAUUGUGGGUCUCUUCUGGGGCUCCGUGUGGUAUCGUUGCAUGCGUAUUGCAUUACCCCACUCGCACCACCCACUUUCACCCCGCCCAACUUGUGUGUGGCACAAAGUGGCAUAUGAAUAGAUACAUGUUUUGUUGCCUGUUUUGUUUGCUCCCCGCUCAGUCUGUCUGUGGGCUGGUUGUCGUAAUCCAACAAGCAGACAGGUUAAAUACACCGCAAGGACAGACUCAGACUCUCUCUCAUACACACACAUACACACAAGGGGCGGCUGCUGGAAAAAAGUGUGACAACGAUGGGGAAAAUUCAGGGUUUUUCCAGGGGGUUUGAGAAUGGAGAUAGAAGAGACUGCGACUCGAGUCGCGAUUCAGCUGGGAAGCAGACGCAGCCAAACAAACAAUAAUCAUGCAACAAUAGUGAGAGCCGCAAACAAAUUGCUUUUCUAUGUCUACACGGUCAUGUAUGGGUAUCUGUGUGCACUGCGAUAUUAAGGAGUAACUAUAAAUAUAAAUAAAUUAACCAAGUCGAUAUAAGUAACUAUAUGAAUUAGAAAAGGUACAAUUAAAUACUGGAUGCCAAAGAUAACAAAAGCUACUAUAUGUUUCGUAAUCUUACUAAUUUCUUUUAGAUUUUAAGAUAAAUUAAGCUGUAAUAACGUUCUUCAACUUAUAAAUAGAGACUCCAUUCUUUCUAAAAUAUAAUAAUAAUAUAAUUUCCCAAGUAACCAUAAUCUCGUGACAUAUUUUUCUUCUCAGUGAGUGUGUCAUGUUC
Drosophila kikkawai is the source of this 1370-nucleotide messenger RNA. The record is from RefSeq and is a predicted model, not a curated record. Lineage: Eukaryota; Metazoa; Arthropoda; Insecta; Diptera; Drosophilidae.